AGAAGCUCGACUUAAUUUCAUUAUGGCUGCGAACCAAUCUGAAGUAUACUGGUCUUUAAAAAAUGAAGUUUUAAUCGAGCUCAGAGACCUGUUGGUUGAUAAACUAGAAUAUGAAAAGACCUUGAGUUAUCUGCGAUCCAAGAGGGUGAUCGAUAGGCGCGACGAGGAAGAUAUAAAAGCCGAAAGAACACGAACGAGGAGCAGAGAAAAAAUGUUGGAUAUUUUAAGUGACAAGGGCCCCACGGCUUUCGACCAUUUCUGCCAUGCAAUAAGAGAGAGAUGCACGAAUCAACAAUACUUGCUGGACAAAAUCCUUACCUCAUUCGAAAAAAAGAAGCAAGAACGAAUUCUUAAAGAACUACCACCAGCUAGCUUACACAGAAACAUUUCCAGUCCAUCAGAGGAUUCAAAGCUUGUUGUCAUGGUAACUGGUGUGACUGAUUUAGAUAAUUUACCCAGUCCAGGUGAUCCUGGAGCUCCAAUGCCACCAGAUGAAGUGGAUGCUGAGACAGGACACCAUAGACCUCAAACUCAUCAGGCCAACUCAACACCAAACAUUCCACCACCAUUAUACUCAUCAGAUUUACCACCACCCUACACUGAGUAAAGAGUGUUUACAAAAAGGAGAAUUAUUUGUGUAAAUACUUAUUACUCGGUGUAUAUAUAGUAAAUGGUAAAUCCAAUUAUGGCUGGAGACUAUUGGAAUGAUAUCCUUAAGAGAGAGAAAAAUUGUUAUGAUCUCUCCCUUGGCUGCUCAACAAAUAUUUUAAGAAAAUAAUAAUUUGUAUUUAGAUGUAAAUUAUACAUAAUUGAAUUUUUAGCUAAUUGAAGUUUAUGGCCCAGGUUUGGCAAUCGAAUGCUUUUCAUGGCAGUUAGUGAAUAGGUCCCAGUUGUUCAGAGGCAGGAUAAUGCUAUCCAGCGGAUAAAUUGUUAUCCAGAUGAUAAGUGUUAACAAACCACGCCAUCUGCUGGAUAGUGAAUUAUCUAGUGGAUAGCAUCAUCCACCUUUGAAACAACCUGAGCCUGAACUUUUAGGCACUUCAAGAAGAUUAAGACAUUGUUCAUGCAUAAGAGGACGAACAAGAUGAUCUAGAAAGAAGAAAAUGAAUUUACAGUACUACAAUAAAUAAGAUAGAAUUAUUGACUGAAUAAGAAAUUUGGCGCAUUUGAAAACAUUUGUGUAGAUAUUUGUGCCUUAUAAGUUUUGAAAUUACUAAAUUUGCCUUUCUUAUUUUCAUGAUUUGUAAUUGUAUAGCUACAGAAAACUGAAGAUAAACAUUUAUUUAUUUUAACAGUUCAACUGUAGAAUACUUGAAAAGUUGAAUGUACAGUUUUCACUUUUUAAUAUAAACAUUGAAGUGGAAGUUGUGAGAUCAGUAUUUCAAAGUUCUUCAGUUUAGAAAUCAGUUAUUGUUUAAACUUUAAACGUGCUAAGUAAUUUAAAAUGAGGGCCUCCCAGAGGGCCCUUAGCAUGUUCCCUUGAUCCGGUUAAAAAUUCAGAUUUUUUUGUUCUUCCAAUUCAUAAAUUCCAUUAUUCUCUUAAGACAAUAAAAAGUGGAAUUAGUUACAGAGUGUCGAGUGAAACAUUUUGCGUGUUUUACAAAAUUAUGAAAGAGUGGCAGCAGCAUAUUCAUAAGUACAAGAUUGCAAUUAUAGUUACAUUUAAUGGAAUGUUAGUGUCAAACAAUUAUGGUAAAACUAUUCAGUUUCUAAAAUGGAUACUGUCUACAAACUUUGACGUCCAAAUUAAAAUUUUAUUGAUGUUCUUUAA
This is a messenger RNA of Orbicella faveolata, 1771 nucleotides long. RefSeq names its product B-cell lymphoma/leukemia 10-like. The record is from RefSeq and is a predicted model, not a curated record. Gene Ontology annotation, molecular function: protease binding; death domain binding. NCBI's taxonomy places the organism in Eukaryota, Metazoa, Cnidaria, Anthozoa, Scleractinia, Merulinidae. Gene Ontology annotation, biological process: regulation of apoptotic process.